UGGACAACACGAGCUUCGGCUUCUCGACCUUCGGCCGAUCAUAAUAGUUGGACGCCUGGGAUCGUCGAUCGAAGUCGUCCUCCUACUCCCGAUCCACGCGCCUCUGUUCUUCCCCAUCGACCUGCUCGUGGUCUCGCCGCCUUGCAUGUUCGGCCCGUUCGCGCUCUCGAUCGUCCUCGUCAUAUGGCUGCUCGUACUCGC
Messenger RNA from Striga hermonthica, 201 nucleotides. Lineage: Eukaryota; Viridiplantae; Streptophyta; Magnoliopsida; Lamiales; Orobanchaceae. The record is from the annotation of a GenBank genome assembly.